This is a messenger RNA of Exophiala viscosa, 2752 nucleotides long. Its product is annotated as chloride channel. Lineage: Eukaryota; Fungi; Ascomycota; Eurotiomycetes; Chaetothyriales; Herpotrichiellaceae. The transcript is spliced from 3 exons. Gene Ontology annotation, biological process: transmembrane transport; chloride transport. The record is from RefSeq and is a predicted model, not a curated record. Bases 253 to 2586 code for a protein of 777 amino acids. Gene Ontology annotation, cellular component: early endosome; Golgi apparatus; plasma membrane. Gene Ontology annotation, molecular function: voltage-gated chloride channel activity.
ACUUCGCGUUUCUCUUAUCGGUCGGCUCAAUCGACCUCUGAUAAGACGUGCUUUGCCCUGUCGUGAAGCCUGUUAUCUCUUGCCCAUGUUCGCGCUUCUAAUCCCUCAUUUGUGGUGUCCUUAUCUAUGGCCUCUGAGGCUCUUCCAAGCAAAGUGAAGAGCCUAUUUCCCCGGAGUUGCACACCGGAAGAUUGUGGUCUCCUCUGCUGUGACGCCACAGCCCUCAUGGAUAUCUUCUGAACUUUGAGCAAGAUGACUUCUGACGAAGAACACGCUGACGAGAGGUCGCAGUUGCUGCCACGUGGCAGCGUAGACGCUGCCUCCGUGAUCUCGUCCCACGUCAGUAAAGAGGAGCAAGUUUUGGGUGAAACUGCGGUUGGCGAACGUCUACCAUACAACGACUAUACCACCAUCGACUGGUUGCACGAUCUAGUCAAAGAUUCCUUUCGCUACCGUUCGAUUCACGGCCAGAAAGGACUCCGAAAUAGCCUCUUGUCUGCGUUCGAUUCGUGCGAAGGAUGGAUUGCUGCAGCGCUCAUUGGCACCUUGACAGCAAUCGUAGCCUUCCUGGUGGACGUCUCGGUGGCCACUGUCAGCGAUUGGAAAACAGGAUACUGCAAGACCAACCCAUUCUCAAGCAAGGAAUCUUGCUGUACGGGACGAUCGCCAUUAAACUCGACUGCUGAUACCGGGGAAACAUGCUCGGAGUGGACAUAUUGGACUGAUAGCUACUGGUCUGGUUUCUGCAUAUACGUGGGAUUCGCGUUGGUGUAUGGGAUCAUCGCCGGUACUGUUACCUUGACCACAAAAAGAGCUCUACCAGCUACCGCGCCAGGAUCGGGGGACAAAGGGCCUUUGCAAAAACGCACGGGGGAGAGCAAUGACACUACUGCAAAGUCCACCCCGUCUGGCAAGUCCAUGUACAUGGCAGCUGGCAGUGGCAUUCCGGAGAUCAAAACUAUCCUGUCAGGGUUCGUGAUUCCACAUUUCCUCGACUUGAAUGUGUUGGUGGUCAAGGCUGUUGGCUCUGUGUUCGCGGUAUCUACAGGCAUGACCUUGGGUAAGGAAGGCCCCUUCGUCCACAUCUCAACAUGUGUGGCAUACCUGGUGGGUAUGCGCUUCCCCAAGUAUCGUGAGAAUGGCCGCAAACUUCGAGAAAUUCUUUCCGCCGGAUGCUCAAGUGGUUUGUCCGUUGCCUUCGGAGCACCGAUCGGGGGUGUGCUAUUCGCGUACGAAGAAAUAUCGACCUACUUUCCCCGAAAGGUUUUGUGGAGAGCGUUCAUCUGCUCUCUCUUCGCUGCGAUGACCCUCAAAGCUCUGAAUCCAACUGGUACUGGGCGACUGGUGUUGUUCGAGACUGGCUAUGGCACAAGUUACCAGCCCUACCACUAUCCGGUGUUCGUUGUUCUGGGUAUUGCGGGAGGUUUAUUCGGAGGUAUCUUUUGCAAGGCAAACUUCUUCUGGUCCCGCAACUUCCGCAAGUACAGCAUCAUCAAGAAUCAUCCCGUCUUUGAGGUCUUCUUGGUGGUCCUGGCGACCGCACUCUUACAAUACCCCAACCCACUCACAAGAGAGCCUGGCGAUGUCAUCAUCAAAAACCUUCUGGUGGAUUGCAGGGACGAGUCGAGGACGGACUACGUGUGUACACAAGAAGGACAAGCGGCACCCACCGCGAAGUACCUUGGCUGGCUUGUAUAUGGCACUCUUGUAAAACUCGUCCUGAUCAUCAUUACGUUCGGGAUCAAAGUUCCUUCCGGCGUUAUCAUCCCUGCACUUGAUGGAGGUGCUUUCUUCGGAAGGUUGGUGGGUCAACUUCCAUUUCUGGCACAAACGAUCUCGCCUGGUAUCUUCGCCAUGGUGGGCGCCGGGGCAUUCUUGGCUGGUGUCAGCCGGAUGACAAUCUCACUCGCCGUGAUCAUGUUCGAAUUGACGGGUGAACUCGAGUUUAUUGUGCCGAAUAUGAUUGGUAUCAUGGUGGCUAAGUGGGUGGCAGACGCUCUUGAGCGUGAAGGGGUUUACGACCUUGCACAGAGCGUCCUGGGGCACCCGUUCCUUGACCUUGACCACGCUAUGAAAUUGGUUCAGAAGGAGCCUCACCUCGUUGAGGAGCUAAUUCCGCCACCUCAGACGAUGCGCGAGAUCACAGUCGACAUCCCUCAGAAUGGUGUGGUUCCUCGAGCACUGUUGAACGAAAAGUUGCAGCAGCUUCGACGCCGAGGGCUCAUGGACGCCGGACUAGUUCUUGUUCAGAGAGAUAUGCUGCAGGGUUAUCUUGCUGAGGGCGAACUGGUAUUCGGCCUCGAAACCUUGGGUCAGACGUAUUCCGAAGGCUGCUUAGUCCGGUUGUUGCCCGCGUCCUCUAGCAUUGUGCUAAUUGAGCACGAGGGAGAGCUUGACAUGUCACACUUUGUGGACAAGACCCCGCUGACGAUCAACGCCAAAGCCCCCAUGGAGUAUGCGGCUGAGAUGUUUGGUAAGUUGGGUUUGAGACAUCUGUGUGUGACAGAAGAAGGUACUGGCAAACUGGUUGGGGUUAUCAUCAAAAAGAGGAUGGUGGUCUGGCUGGAAGGGUUGAAGCAUGAAUGACCUGGUAUAUGCUGUUAUGGUUGUCCGAAAUGUAGUCAUCACCUGCUUACUCUUAGUACUGUUCAUGCUUUUGUCGUCCCCAAUGCCUAAGACAUAUGCACUAUUCGCGAGCCGUGACUCUCUUCUUCGAUAAAUCGGUUAUUGGGGACCAGGCCUUGCAACUGUG